This is a messenger RNA of Folsomia candida, 2418 nucleotides long. RefSeq lists its product as uncharacterized. The coding region runs from base 285 to 2198 and encodes 637 amino acids. Lineage: Eukaryota; Metazoa; Arthropoda; Collembola; Entomobryomorpha; Isotomidae. The transcript is spliced from 5 exons. The record is from RefSeq and is a predicted model, not a curated record. Gene Ontology annotation, molecular function: protein binding.
ACGCCGCUAACUCGUCUCGAGUCCAAAAUCCCAUUCUUUGUCGAGUUUUGCUUUUGGAUGUGAAUUUCAGAAAUUUGUAAAUUUCAAAUAAUUAAUCUGUUGGUUUUGGGUUUUAGUCUGUUGUAAGUACAUACUCAAUUUAAGGACAUGGAUUAAAGCUGAUUUUAGAGCUAGUCAUCGGCAAAAGUUCUGUGGUGCUUUGGUUCUAGUCACAUUACUCCUUGAUUCGUGUUUCAACUCUUCAAAGUUUUUAACAAAUUGGAAUUUGUGAUUUGAAUUCAAAAAUGGGAAAACGUCGUCGUCGAUCUGGUGGGAAGUGUCGCAAAUCCAAACGGCCAAAGUUACCUUCUUUGAACGAGGAGGUGGUAAGCCCAUACCGUAACACGGGACCGUCCACUUCAUCGGGAGGAGGAUAUUAUCAACCACCUACUACACCAUUCGAAUUACCACAUAUUUUUAGGGAGAUAUUGAAUUAUUUGCCAGUAAAAGAUUGGGCGACAUGCAGACAAGUAUGCAAAGACUGGUGUGGUGCAUGCUCAAAUGUGAGGUUGAACAAGAAAAUCAAAAUGGUCAUUUCUAACGGUGAAAAACUAAGGUCACUCGUGGGUGAAGCGAUGGAUUGUGCUCCAAAUGAUAUUCCAAAUAUAUACGAGGACGUUGAAUUGCCCAUACACGUAUCAAUCGAUGAUAUCCCCAUGCGUAGUUUCCUCACAAAGUUUGGUCAUCGCAUCAAACGUCUCGUUGUUCCUGCUGGGUGGUCAAUGGAAGGAUUGCAAAACAUAUUGUUUCAACAAUGUGUCAACCUAGAAGAACUUUUGCUGAAAGGAGUAAUUCCUCGAGGAAGGCGGCUAGUUCCUCCUAUUGAAGGAUCAGAGCAAGAAUCCAAAACCCUUCCCAACUUGAAAAAGAUUGUCCUUGAAAUUGUCAACGCUCAUUCUGAACUUCCGUUAAACGUGAUGCAUGUAGUACCUCCCGGACUUAUUUCCAAUGCAGUGAAUCCUAGUGCACACUUGUUUAUGAUCGAUUUACUUGGCGUGGCUCCCAACUUGGAAUGGGUCCAAUGUCCCAACCGACGCGAUAUGAAAGAUAAUCCAUCAAUAGCUGCAACUUUGUCCGAACUUCAUGGCUGCCGAGUAUUGGAUAUUGAGACCAGCUUUAAUCGCGUUAAUCACUUUCUCGCUCAGAAACUGUUUAGUGGGUCCCAUGAUUCAAAUCCCAAGUUAUCUCGACUAGACCUCUACUUGCGACUCAAUACUCGGGGCAUGGAUAAGCUGGCCGCUAAAGGAUACCCAGUCGAAUCAGUUGACUUACAUGUCCGAAAUGUCGACAAACGUGGUCUACAAGACUUGCUACCCAAACUAGGAAAAACACUGAAACGUUUGCGAUUAACAGUUGACACUAAAUUUCAGUUUGAUUUUAACUGCAGAUUUCUGAGCAAGCUUGAAACUUUGCAUUUGGGUGAUUACGGUCAAGACUUGUUGUUUAUUGGUGAUAUCCCGCAAUUAAAGUAUCUGAUACUCGACGGCUUCAACUCUAAUUUGUUCCUCAAGACGAAAAUACCGAUUUUCACCUAUUCAAAAAUAGAGUCUCUAACCUUAAUAAAUUUGUCAUGGGUUGAUCAAUACACCAACGUUUUGAAAAAGCUCUCCACAAGUCUCCCACGAUUAUCAAAACUGAGUGUAGACAAUGUCACUGAUACUGUUUUACAAAAGAUAUAUGACUGCCUCCCACACCUAAAAGAGCUGUCCAUCAACUGUACCAGAGUAUCAAAUACUGGAAUUUCAGGAUUCACACAUGUCGACACUGAAAAAAUUUUAGCAGCUGGGUAUGAAAUGAGAAAAUAUCACGAGUAUGAAGAAAUACGGAGGCUACCAUUCAUUGCAGAUCUAAAGAAUCUCAGAUCUUUAACAAUCAAAGGACAACUGUCAUUACUACUGUUUCGGAUUCCGGUCGGAAUAACGGCAACAACACUCCAAAGUCUUUGGAUUCUUCACGGGAUAUGUUUGAUGCCAAAUCUUAAUUCGCUUUGUAUUCAUGAUGCUACGUUGUCCUCCAUCGAAGUAAAACAAUUGGUGAGAACCAUGAACCUGUGUAGGCUGGAAUGUGUUAAUUGCAGGAUCGAUACUGCAACCUUGGUUUGGGUGAAGAAAAAACGACGGACAAUGGCUUUUGAUUUUAUUAAUCGAAGUAAGCCAUGAAUUGCUGCAACGAAGAGCAAGCUCACCCGAAAGAGAAAGACUGAGUAUUUGUGUGAAAUGGUGUAACAAAAACAAAUUAAAUUUAGACUUGCUGAAUAAGCGUUGUUACCACUUAUUAAAUAUAUUACUUUAAAUUUAGUAGCUGUACGUCGAUUUAACUUUGUCAACUACAGAUCAAAAUUAUACUUUCGUGGGAAGUUUCCGGUACUAAGAAAAUCAA